AUGGCUGAUAACCAGGGCCAUACUCAGCCUGGCUAUCCCUACCCCCCAUCCACGAGGAGAAGUGUACCCAGACGUAAUACUGAUAUCAAACAGCCCACACCGGUUGCAAGCUACGGACACGGCAAUCCAAACCAGUCCUAUAGGAGGUUUUCGAGCGUUUUGAAUGCGGCUGAUCCUGUAUUGAGUCCUAGUAACCCGGUCAAAAUAACUCCUACCUUAACCGAAGAGCCAGGGAUUCUUCAAUCAGGAAUCAGUUUCGUCGCUCAAGAGGCAACCCGUCUUAACAUCGCGUCGGGGAAUGAAUCCGUCCCUCGCUUGAACUCCCCGUCAGUCGCCUCGACUAGCCUAGCAACUGUAGCUCCCAGCGAGGCUGGAUCAGGAUGUUCAGAUAGGAGUGCUUCGUCGGCUACGGAAAAACCUUUUGUGAAUCGAGACGCGACAGCAAAAGCAGGUUCCCGACGAAAGAGGUUUCCAAACAAACAGGUUAAUGCACUCAACUUUCUUGAUUCAGACUCUCCUACGGUAACACCGGAAUCUAUUCGUAGAUCAAUGGAAGAAGCUGCCGGUCGAUCACCAACUUCAGUUCAAUGCCAAUCGCCUUCAACUCGUAGUGCAUCCUCGAUAUCAAAUAACUUUCGAGACGAUGCCUCAGAGCCAAUUGGUGGACGUGAACCCGACCGAAGCACAAGUCCGGAGCAUGGUCCUGACCCCGCCAACGAGGGCUACCCACCAGCACACAACGGGAUCCGAACGGCUGGAAUCGAUAACAGGAAGCGCAGCUAUGAUUUUUCGGAAAACUAUAGGGCAAAUUCUGAACAUUCGCAUGAAUCACCAGGCGAAUUCGCACCACGGGACCCUAGUCGAGGACGACCGCAACAUGUUCUAAGGCCCGAGAGGUUGCCGCUCACAGGUUAUGAGCUUCUCGCCUCAAAAAUAUCCACUUCCUCGUCGGAUCAUGCUAGCCACCUUCGACCAAUAUACCGUAGAUUUGAGAUUUUGAAUCAUAGGUUAUUGCUAUAUCUUCAGGAUGAACUUUGCGAGCUGGAAGAGCAGCUUCAUAGGCUCGACGCGGCGGAUACGCAAGCUAGACGCUUACCGAACUGCAUCUUUCCAGCGUCACGAAGGGCGGAGUUUAUGGCCAGCGGCGAGCUCCAUUGGCACAAGACAGAUGUACUCGGCAAGAUUGGAUUUAAACUGGACCAGUACAACCGGGUACUAUCAUCCUUUAAAGAUACCCAGGGGAUGCCAGCUCCAACCAUGGAUGAUAUACAUGAAUAUCGUAACUAUCUUGCGAUCCAUGCCCCUAUCGCUGAGGCCGAGACUCGUUUUAUCGACGCGACGGAUGAUUUAAUAUGUCCAAGUUACGAAUACCAAGAGGUGGUCGACGAGGACCCGGUUCCGACGCCAAUUCCCCAACACGAUUUUCCCAUUGCUGAACCUAGGAGCGUAUCUCCUAUACCAUCCCCAAUUAAAUCUCGGCCUACGUCACCCUACCGUCAAGAGGAAAUUGGCACUGAGACUGUUAUUAGCAUGUAUGAAGAAUCGCCAAUCAUUCCUUUAUCUAUAGGAAUCACUGUUUCUGUUAUUCUCCCGAUCCUGACCUUCUUAAUUAUACCUGGAUAUCUAGGCAGGUUGACGGUGGUAUUCCUCGUGGGUUUGGGUAUCCUCGGAUCCCUGAUCCAAGGCGGCAUCGUUGCUAUUCGAACUUGGGAGCUCUCUGUUUGCGUUGGACUUUAUGGUGCUGUAAUGGCUGUUAUUGCAGGAAUUGUAUGAAGGAAGAGGACUGACAUUGCCGGCUCACCUGAGAAUGGUGCCGGCAUAUGACUACUAUGAGGCAUUUCGACAACAGAAUGCUGGUUUCAGUGGCAAUUUACUUGUAUCACUUAUCAUGACUUACGAUAGGAUACGAUUUAUGACUUAUGGUGUUGGGUGUACCAUAUGGAAGGAAAUGGUCGAGGGUUAAGGCAACUAUUAUACAAUACAUAUGUGGUGUAGAUCAGGUAUCUUGCGAGUCUAAUUUGGUAGUACUGAAUCUUGAUUUUUGAUAGUUCAGAGCCCAGACACAGUUAGCCAUUAAAGUGGUCAAGAUAAGCGAAUAGGGGCAGACAUAAUGGGUAUCACUGGGUACCACACCACAUAUAUGGCCAUAACCAGCUAUCUUUAUAAAAAGAGUAGGAAGCCAGGCGAUAUUAGAAUCAAGCUACUGCCCUAGCAUUCGUUCUACGUAUGGCCUAUGCCACAGAUACUAACUACUGCGUUAAGAUAUUGCAUUCAAAGUCAGCUUUCAGCUCACUCUUCUCCUGUCAAACUUAGCCAAACGAUAUCUAUAUUAUGAGAUUCAAACUAGAAA
Messenger RNA from Daldinia caldariorum, 2350 nucleotides. RefSeq lists its product as uncharacterized. Bases 1 to 1773 code for a protein of 590 amino acids. The record is from RefSeq and is a predicted model, not a curated record. The transcript is spliced from 2 exons. Lineage: Eukaryota; Fungi; Ascomycota; Sordariomycetes; Xylariales; Hypoxylaceae.